AUGGCUGGCCGACCAGACCGAGGUCUCAUGUCCAUUGUGAUUAAACUGCAUCGAGGAAAAUCGGUCCUAUUCACCCAGAAGAAGCAGUACUGUGUAAAGGUGGUGAUUUAUGAGGAUUAUAGAGUGGAUCCUUUGGUGGCCGACUGCUACCCAGCAUUGGUGGCGACUAAGGCAAUAAUUAAAAAUGCCAACCAGGCGGCUCGCGAAUAUCUCCAAGAGGAGUUAGGUCCCAAACAUGUUGCUCGCAAAUGGGAUGAAGUGUAUGAGACUGGAGAGAAGAUUCGGAUUAGAGCCGUCUAUUAA
Messenger RNA from Aspergillus tanneri, 303 nucleotides. RefSeq lists its product as uncharacterized. Lineage: Eukaryota; Fungi; Ascomycota; Eurotiomycetes; Eurotiales; Aspergillaceae. The record is from RefSeq and is a predicted model, not a curated record. The coding region runs from base 1 to 303 and encodes 100 amino acids. The transcript has a single exon.